Molecule: messenger RNA, 396 nt
Organism: Aspergillus bombycis
Lineage: Eukaryota; Fungi; Ascomycota; Eurotiomycetes; Eurotiales; Aspergillaceae
Product: FAD-dependent oxidoreductase
Exons: 3
Coding region: 1-396 (131 amino acids)
Source: RefSeq, a predicted model, not a curated record
AUGUACGACUGGCCGGGUCCUGCCAGGCCUCUUGCGACAGAGCCACUUCGAAUCGUUGAGGACAGGGCGUACCUUUGCUUGGAGGAGGCCUUUUACCAGCACUGGAGUAUGAGUCGAUGCAUUUGCAUUGGAGAUUCGAUGCACACGAUGGCUCUGAAUAUCGGCCAAGGCGGCAAUAAGGCAAUUGAGACAGCUGCAUCAUUUGCAAAUUGUCUAUCCAUUUUGGUGGAGUGUUCUGGAGGACACGGUCCGAUUGCUCUCCAGAGCAUCCAUGCCGCUCUGCAAGACUGGCAAAAGGUCCGGCAACCUUGGGCUAAAGAGAUCCUGGCACUGACAAACGAGGCGACUCGACUCGACUCGGGCGCAACUAUUAAGCAUACCAUAAUCUCGCAAUAG